AUGCCUUGGGAGAUCGACUUGGCGACGACCCUGGAGCCUUCGGAGAUGCUUCGCCUCUUCCCUCGAGCUCUCGACACGGGCAGCCAGUACGGCACAGUGACGAUUAGAAAGGGAGGAGUCAGCGUGGAAGCGACCACGUACUCCAUCGUGUCACUUACGACAUGCUCGUUCAGGCUGCGAGCUGACGGGACUUACGGCUACGCCGAGACUUCACUAUCAAUGCGAUGGCGGUGCUUCUCGCGCCCGCUCGCACUCGAUCUCAUCCUCCUUCAGCACGAUGUGAAGCAGAGUAUUCUCCGAGCUGUCGGGGAUGCCAAGGAAAGGCUGCGAGAGGAUGGGCUUCGAGCAAUGCGAGCAUAUCGGUUCAUGGACGGCAAGUCCGGGCAGAGACACGCGGACGAGUCGCUGCGAGUAGCUCUAAGAGGAUCGUCCAAGCUGCUGGCUCGCGUCUCCAAGGAGAGAAUCUGGACUGAAUUCUCAAAGAUCCUCGCGGGCCCUCGAGCCCCGCUCGUCGUUAGGAGGAUGGCAGAGGAUGAAGUCCUCAGCUCCGUGACGCUGCUCCCUGUCUCUCCGCGCGGCCUUCGUGCCCUGGAGUGUCUUAGCUGCAAGGACCUGCCCCUCUGGGCUGAGCAAGCGACGGAGAUGGAGAGCUCGCACAAGGUUCAGGUCGCUCAGUAUGACAAGCAGCUGACGGGAAGGCAGUCGUACAAGGAAGAUGUUCUGAUGAACCCCAAGCCUCCCAAGAAGCCUCAGCCUCACUCGCACUACGCCUUCAUCGACUUUGAGGCGACGUGCGACGAUAGGAGAGGUGAAGUUGGGGAGAAGGAAGCUGAGGCCAUGCCAGGCUUCUCGCCCUCAGAGAUCAUCGAAUUCCCCGUCGUCCUCGUUGAGUCCGCCUCGGGAAAGGUCGACUCGGCCCCGGAGUUCAAGGAAGUUCUUGCCAACAUGCUGGACUGGUUGGCUGAGCUGGGGCUGCCGGAGGGGUCGGUCAUGUUUGCAACUGAUGGCGACUGGGACCUUCGCUCGAUGCUGCCCAGGCAGUGCGAGCUGGCGGAGGUGCCGCAGCCUGUGGCCCUUCAGCGUUGGGUUGACAUCCGGCGAGUCUUCUCCGAGACCCUUAAGACUGGAAACAAGGGGCUGAUGAGCAUGUGCCAAGCGCUGGGAAUCAACUUCGUCGGGCAGGCUCACUCGGGGAUCUGCGACGCUCGAAACAUCGCAAGAGUAGGUCUGGUGCUUAUGCAGGAGCAUGAUGCCGUACUUUCGUCCAACAGUCAGAUCAAGGAACUAGACUCCAGCAGGAAGGAGCAGACGGUGGAGGAGGCCGCGACCUACGAUGAGCAGCGAGAAAGCUCGAUCUGCGCGCGCAUGUCACUCCUGGUUGCACAUGUGGGCUUUGCCGAGCUUGAAGACGCUCUUCGUAGGAUGAAGCUGUCGCGAGACGAGAUGAGGAGAGUCAGGACGCACGUGAAGCUCCUCGGCUUCUUGCCGCAUCCUCGCAGCCCAGGAGAACUUCGUCGCUACCGUGCUAUUCUCGGCUCUCAGCUCGUCAAGAUCCAAUUAAAGUUGGAAGCCGCUUGGGCAGCAGCAGAUGAAAGCGAGGAGAAGGAGAAGAAGAUGCGACUAGUGGAAGACGUGGAGCGUGAACUCUCAGCUCUGCCUCCUCUCAAGGCUCCCAACAGUCCACAGCCUCUUGUCUCAGGAACGUGGCUGAUGAAGGUGGGGGGAGUCGCUCCUGGGCCACUGGUGGGUCGUCUGAAGGAUUAUCUUCAUUACUGCCAGGUCGAUCAAGACCUCGAGACUCCCGAGCAGGUCCAGCAAGUCUUCCACGACAUCGAGCUGCUCGCCCGCGACAUGGAUCAGCUCUCCUACUCUGCGCACUUGGAAGGCCUUCCGCGCCUCCAGUGGCCACCAGCGUGA
Messenger RNA from Guillardia theta CCMP2712, 1917 nucleotides. RefSeq lists its product as hypothetical. The record is from RefSeq and is a predicted model, not a curated record. Gene Ontology annotation, molecular function: 3'-5'-RNA exonuclease activity; nucleic acid binding. The transcript is spliced from 20 exons. Bases 1 to 1917 code for a protein of 638 amino acids. Gene Ontology annotation, biological process: exonucleolytic trimming to generate mature 3'-end of 5.8S rRNA from tricistronic rRNA transcript (SSU-rRNA, 5.8S rRNA, LSU-rRNA). NCBI's taxonomy places the organism in Eukaryota, Cryptophyceae, Pyrenomonadales, Geminigeraceae.